Molecule: messenger RNA, 3916 nt
Organism: Closterium sp. Naga37s-1
Lineage: Eukaryota; Viridiplantae; Streptophyta; Zygnematophyceae; Desmidiales; Closteriaceae
Source: the annotation of a GenBank genome assembly
AUGGAGCGAAACGCUCUGAAUCGGCAGCUUCUGCAGCAGAAGCUCGCACUGGAGGAGCAACUGCGCGCGGAGCAGCAGCGCCAGCAGCACUCGGCGACCGUCCCCGCCGUGGCAGGCGACGGCAAGGGCGACGCGGAGCAGUCGCUGAAACCCGUGCACGCAUGGCGGUGGGAGCAGCAGCAGCAGCAGGGGCAAGCGGGUGGGUCGGAUGAGAAGGCGCUGCCUCUGCAGCAGCAGAAGCAGCAGCACGAGUCGGGGCAUCAGCAGUCGCACGAACAGCAGGAGCUGGGAUCGCAGCAGAACGAGCGUGAGGGGGAGCAAGGCGAGCAGGAGUCAGCGUGCUUUGCCCCCUCAGUGUCCACACCCCAGCUAUGCCGCCCGCCAAGGGCGCAGCAGCGGUACAGGCAGAGCGAGAGCGAGCAGCAGCAGGAGGAGGAGGGGCGGGACAGCGAGCAGUCUCCGCAGAUCCACUCGCUCUCACCCUUGCAGCCGCUUUCCCCUGCUGCCCCGUCGGUGCUUCUGUCAGAAGAACGGCAGCAGAAGCAGCAGCAGCAAGAGCAGCAAGAAAAGCAGCAGCAGCAGCAGCAGCAGCAGCAGCAGCAGCAGCAGCAGCAGCAGCAGCAGCAGCAGCAGCAGCAGCAGCAGCAGCAAGAACAGCAGCAGCAGCAAGAGCAGCAGCAGGGGCAGCAGAAGCAGCAGCGGCAGCAGCAGCAGCAGCAGCAAGAACAGCAGCAGCAGCAAGAGCUGCAGCAGGGGCAGCAGAAGCAGCAGCGGCAGCAGCAGCAGCAGCAGCAGCAGCAGCAGCAGCAGCAGCAGCAGCAGCAGCAGCAGCAGCAGCAGCAGCAGCAGCAGCAGCAGCAGCAGCAGCAGCAGCAGCAGCAGCAGCAGCAGCAGCGGCGGCGGCGGCAGCAGGAGCACCAGCAGGCGUUCUGCACCUCUGCCGCUGGUGCGGUGGGUGGUGGCGGCUUGGGUGGUGUGCAUGGUGUGGGUGGUGUGGGUGGGGUGCAUGGUGUGCGUGGCAGUGGCAGGCAUGGCAGGGAUGCGGAGAUCCAUGCGGUGAAGGAGCAAGUGUUUGGCAUCCAGGGCCCAUUCAACCCGCACCAACUCGAGAUCAUCCGAGCACUACUAGCGCGGCCGCCCAGCAACGUGCUGGCGGUGCUACCGGCGGGCAGCGGCAAGAGCCUGUGCUUCCAGCUCGCCGCCGUGCUGCUGGGGGGCGUCACCCUCGUCGUCAGCCCCUUCCGCGCCCUCAUCCGCAACCAGGUUUGCUGGGUGGGAGAGGUGGGGGGAGGGAGGGAGGGGAGGGUCGUGUGGGGGAGGGAGGGUAGGGGGGGGGACGUGGGGAGUAGGGGAGAGAAGGGAAGGGAUGUGUGGGGAAGCGAGGGAGGGGAAGGGACGUGGGGAAAGGGUGCGGGAGAGGAGAGUGAGUGUGUGGAGAAGGACAGAGGGGAGGGGUUGGGAACAGGGGGAGGGAAAACGGAGGCGCAUCACUGCAACGGCAGCGACCCCUUCCGCCCCUUCCUCAAGAUAGUGGGCGAGCAUCUGCGUGGCUGCUUCCCAGGCGUGCCUGUCUUCGCCAUCACUGCGACAGCCAACGAGGCAGCACAGCAGGAGCUGAGGGCGAGGCUGGGACUGCAGAUGAGCAACACGCAGACCUUCGUCUCCUCCAUCCGCCUGCCCCACAUGCACUACGAGGUGCGAGUGAAGCGCAAGAGUGUGGUGGCAGACAUGGUGGAGUUCAUUCAGAGCACGUACCCCGGACACACAGGCCUCGUGUACUGCUGGCGCCGCGAGGACACCGAGGAGGUGGCUCGGAAGCUGCGGCAGGCAGGGGUGUCAGCGCUGGCGUACAGUGCAAAGCUGGGCGUGGCUGACAGAGACGACCACCAGGACAGGUGGCGGAAGAAGGAAAUUCAAGUUCUUGCAGCAACGAACGCCUUUGGAGCGGGCAUCCACCAGUCUGAUGUGCGGUAUGUGAUCCACUACAGCAUGCCCAAGUCCAUGGAGAGCCUCUACCAGGAGAGUGCGAGGGCGGGCAGGGACAAGCUGCCAUGCCACUCCAUUGUCUACUUCUCCCCCGCAGACCUCGGCUACAUGAAGCGCGCAUGUGGGCCCGGGAAGAUACGCGAGUUCCACACCUGCAACCAAGUCGCCGCCUACUGCAUGAAUCGCAGUGUGUGUCGGCACAAGCUGCUGCUGCGCCACUUUGACCUUGACAGCCCCGACGAGCAGCCCUGUGGAGGCUUUUGUGACAACUGCAGCAACUCAAGGGGCUUCGAAGAAAAGGACGUCACUCCAUACGCCAUGCUGCUGGCGCGCAUCCUGGCGGACUCGCCCACGCCCCUCACCGCCCCCCAGCUCGCCAACGAGUUCUUCCGCUCCGGCGCUGCCUCCGAGGCGGCAGCACUGAUGAGUCAAUCUCAAGCUCAAAUGGCUGCACAGCCCCCAGGUCAAGACGCCGCAAUGCCUGCUGCCACCGCCGCUGCUGCUAUGCCUGCUGACUCCACCACUGCUGCUACGGUUACCACUGCUGCUGUGUCUACCGCUGGUGCUGCUGGUGCUGCGGUUACCAGUGGUGUUGCUGCUACGGCCGGUGCAGCAGACAGCAGUGCUGUGGGGGAAACCAUCUCGCCUGACGCUGCGCUUGCAACCCCUCCAUCCGCUGCUGCUGCAGCUGCUGAUUCCAUCUCCCAUGCUUCCACUGCUUCCACCGCCCUUAGUGAAACAGCACAACCCCUCCCACACACCCCGCUCCCUGCUCCUGUCACUCUCUCAUCUUCUCCCACUGCUGCCGCCCCUGCCACUCCAGCCGCCCCUGCCACUCCAACCGCCUCCGCCACUCCUACUCCUGCCACUCCUGCCACAGCCACUGUUGCCCUCCAAGCACCCGCACCACCGGUGGCAGUGAAGCCUCUGCCCCGUGCGGUGGUGCAGCACCUCAUUCUGCUGCUCGUGUGCCAGGGCUACUUGGUGGAGGCGGUGCAGGGAGUGGGGGAGAGCAAGGUGGUGCGCCUGGUUCCCACGGACAGGACCGAGGACAUGGUGGCAGGCCUCGUGCCCAUGUCCAUGCCACUCCGCCGUCCCGCGCCGCCCAGGAGCCGCCUUGCCAAGGCAACUGCAGCAGAUGCCUUUGGUGGGAGAUUGAAGGGGGGCGAGGGGGCAGCAGGCAAGGAGGGGAGGGAGGGGGUGUCGAGUGAGAGGGAGGGCAGGGAUGAGUGCGCAGAUGUGCUUGUAUCGGACUGGCAUGGGGACUUUCUGGAUGAUGAGGACGGGGGUGAGGGGGAGGAGGAUGGGGAGAAGGGAAGAGAGGAGCAAGUGGAGAAGGGAGGGGAGGACGAGGAGGAGGAGGAUACAGUGACGGUUGCUACCAGGGUGGAGAGAAGGAAGAUUGCCAAAGCCAAGGCUGCUGGAGAGAGGGCAGAAAGGGGCGGACGGAAAGUAAGGGGGAGGGAGAGGGGGAGGGGGACGGGGAUAGGGAAGCGGAAGUGGAAGGGUGCAGAGCAGGAGGAGGUGCAGGAAGGGGAUUCCACUGCGGAGAAAGAAGGGGAGGAAGGGAGCCAUGGGGAGUUGUUGGCUGGUGCUGUAGCUCCUGCUGCUGCAAAGGAUGGUGAAGUGCAGGUGGGCGCGUUGAGCAGGGAGGGUGGGAGGGGGAGGGUGAAGGGGACGGGGAAGCGGAAGCGGAAGGGUGCAGAGCGGGAAGAAGUGCAGAAAGGGGAUUCCACUGCGGCGAAAGAAGGAGAGGAAGGGAGCCAUGGGGAAUUGUUCGCUGGUGCAAGAUCUGCUGCUGCUGCAAUGGAUGGUGAAGUGCAGGUGGGCACAUCGACCAGGGGGGGUGGGAGGGGGAAGCGGGGAAGGCAGGGCAAGGGGUCUUCACGUGGCGCAUACAAGUCCAGAGCUGUCUCGCCUGCUAGGGCUG